UUUAUAGUUUCAGAUAAUGAAGUUCCUUCCUUUCAUUCUUAUUUUCUUAAUCUCCAUAUUUCCUCUACACUUUUGUGAAGAAAACUUUUUAGUAACCCAAAUCCAACAUAAUCCUGGAAUUUAUUUUGAGAAAAUGGCCAAUGUUCAGUUCUAUAGCAAUGAGUGGAAAUUAAUAACACAUGUAGAUAUUAAACAAUAUCUUGACAAUUUCGAAAGACUUGUUAAUUUUAACGAUAGAACAAUCUCUAUGUGCAAUAAAUUAAAAGACUACGUCACCUCUACUUGCAGCCAAUAUUUAGCAGUAACUCGAGAAAUCAUACAGAAAAUAAAAGCUCAAACUAUUCUUGUUCAAGAUCUUGUCGGAUCUAAUAAUUUACCUCUCCGGAAAAGACGUGGAUUAUUUGAUAUAAUUGGUAAAGCCGAGAAAAUACUUUUCGGAACUCCUGACGCGGAUGAUGCCUUGUAUUAUGACAAAACCAUUUCAGAAAUUUCCGAAAAUGAACGUAAAAUGCAUAACUUACUUGUUAAACAAACAUCCGUAGUUCAAGGUACCGUUCAUUCCAUUAAUCAAACAAUUAGUAAUGUUGUACAUAACGAAGCCUUGGUGCAGAAAAAUCUUGACGAACUUGCAGAUUCUUAUAAAUUAAUGUAUUCUGAAGUUUCAAACGUUAGGACGAAUAUAGAUAUAGAAGUUAAAUUUUUAGAACAUGUCAAUAUUUUAACAUCCAUAAUUAACCAAUAUCAGAUUGAUAUUCAAAACUUAAUAAAUGCGCUUAUUGUAGCCAGAGUGGGUCAGAUACAUCCUUCUAUCCUUAGCCCUAACCAGUUAAUCGCAGUAAUCAAAAAGCUCUUUCCUACCUUUCCCCGCGACUACACUAUCCUGUUUUUCUAUCAACGGAAAAUAGUCAUCUUCUUCACAAGCUAA
Molecule: messenger RNA, 925 nt
Organism: Agrilus planipennis (emerald ash borer)
Lineage: Eukaryota; Metazoa; Arthropoda; Insecta; Coleoptera; Buprestidae
Exons: 1
Coding region: 17-925 (302 amino acids)
Source: RefSeq, a predicted model, not a curated record